AAGCUGUACAACAUCUCCUGUCCCUCACUGCGGAGAAAGCCUGGACGGCGUUUCUUUUGAGAAUGCAGCAACAGCAGCAGAUGAGAAUGCUACAAGCGCAGGCAGGCCAAUCUUCGUCGGAAGCUAGCAGAAGAAAAAGGCAGGCGGAGCGCGACACCGCGUUGCACGGUUUGAUCAAGGCACUGUAUCAAGAACUGAAUAGCUUGGUGGUCUCGGCUUCCUCUCCUACAGGAGAAAAUCAUGACGAUGAGACCAUCAAACCAACCUCCUCGCGGAUGGAGAUGUUGAACCAGGACCCCAUGAUGCACCAGGAAGCGAGGCUUCUGAUCCUCAUGAGGCGGCUUCUGUGGUUAUCUAGCCAGGACCUGUCCGACGGGCUGUUGAGCCGCUUUUUGGGAAAUUUUAAAAACUACACCAGCUGGGCGGAGAACGAGGUGCCAGAAGUGGUUCGCUUCAAGAAACAGUUCAUUGCUUAUCUCGAGAUGAAGAUGGCACGACAUCAUGACAAGAACGCCGAUAAUAUUGAGAGUGAAAACGCCCUGAUCGUGGCUGAUUCUGUUCAGGGCAAGAACGGGACUAGUGCCAGCAGCAAUCCGGAACGCCUCGACGUCCUGCAGAAAGUGGAUGAGUUGUUUCUCAUGCGGCAUGGGCAUGAUCUCAACAAAGAAAACGGAAAAGACGCCACCGAAACUGAAACACAAACACCAGACUACUACUCGGCAGAGGACCAGAAGAGGUUAAGUUCUAUUCUGAAGCCCCACACGAUAAACCUGUUACUUUUGACCGACGCGAUCCGCAUCGCCUGGCUGGUUCAGCAUAAUUCUUGCUUUGCAGGAGCUGCUGCUGCUGCUGCUGCUCAAGUGGUGAGCGACCAGCAUGACAAAUCCAUUUCUACAGCCUCUCCACCAUCAUUCCCUCUCGGCCUCCAGCACUUCUUCACGCUCGCCGGAAUUUUUGAAGAGGCGAAAGGGCAAAUGGCGUCGAGAAAUUGUACGAAAACUCCAACGUACGAUUUCGCCUACGAAAUUGGGCAGCUUGGAUACCGCUUGGUGUUUGGUGGAAGUGCUGCUGCAAGAGAAGAACCCGAGGUUCCCUAUCAUUCGAAAUCCAACCUUUUGCUCGGCCACCAGCGCCCUGGAGUGCUCUUCCCACGGUUGCAGCAGGCUCGUCCUUCGGACCUGCGUAUCAGCGGCAAGAAUUAUUGUGCAGGGGAGGACGAGCAGCAUGAUCAGACCGCCAGCCACGUCGAAGAUGAAGAAAUCUUCGCCAAGCCUUUCUGGGACGAAGACAGGAAGAACCCGCACAGCCUCCUCGCCCAAACCAACGAGUACUGGAUCAAGGACCUGGAAAAUUACGGGCACAAACUCAUCAAGAAAGAGCUCGAGCAGUACGAAAAGGAGAUGGAAGAUAAACAAAACAAUUCUUCCACAAAGACCGCUGCUAUUUCCAACGCAAGAAAUUUCGACAAGGACGCUCUAGUGUUUACCCGGCAGACCAUGCAGGAGGUUGAGGGCGCUGAAGUGGAGGAGAAACAAGCCGAACAGCUUCCAGGCCACUACGCCGAAGUCGGCGGCUCCCACCGCACCGGCGGCCAGCAGGACGGGGAUGUAUUGAAACCCGGCGGAAAAUGGCGCGAGAUCGUUUUGUUUGAUUGUGAAACGAAGAAAAAUUUUUUGAAGAAAAACCACGAUUACAUCAGAAACCGUCCGCUGUUCAAAACGAGGCGGUACUUGCGGAAUUUAAUCCCGGAAUUCGUCGAAAUGGCGGAAAACGGGUACGGAGAAAUCAUCUUGUCCGAAUUAUCCGCCGGGUCGCACAUUUUACCGCACUGCGCGCCGAAUAAUUUACGGUUGACGUGCCACUUGGGGAUACGGGUGCCGAAAGAUCAGGGGGAAAACGAAAACAAUAACAAGGCUGGUCCUCUAUGCCGCAUAAGAGUCGGACCUUAUUGGAAAUGUUGGAAGGAAUCCAAAUGCCUGCUUUUCGACGACUCCUUCGAGCACGAGGUGGAAAAUUUCACAAACGAAGCCCGAGUCGUUUUGUUAAUCCGCUUUUGGCACCCUUUGGUCUACACGAAGAACUUGCAAUUACAACACCGCUACGCGAGAACCAUGCUGGAACUGCAACAGACGCUGAAGCAGUUGAUGGUGGUCAUGGGGAAGAGGGAGAGGCAGAAGGAUAAGGAUUUGAAAAUGACAAUGGCAGAGAAAAAGGAAAUUGCGAAGUUUCAGCUGAAGGUGCAGGCUUGUUUGAUAUCAAAUGCAAAAAUGUCUGGGUCUGGAAGAAUGGCUGUUUGUCAUGCUUGUCUGGCAUGAGUUUUAAAUCUGUCAUGCGCGUUACCCAAGAGCUCCCUUUUUCUGUCAUGCAGAAACGCAGAUUGUCAUGCAGAAUAGGCAACACCUGAAAGCUCAAAAACUUGUCAUGCUGGGCCAGCACUUGUGGCCUUCUCAUGAUACGCCACCCAGCAUCACAAAUUUCCAGACCCAGACAUACUUGCAUUUGAUAUUUGAAGUCGAACAUCGAUCUGGAUUUUCUCGAGAAGCAGACGAGGGGCGAUGCAGAUGCUGGACAUGAUAAAGACGGAAAUAGUACAACUUCUAAAUUUCUCGCAAUUUCGGCGGUUGACGAAGAAGUCUGGACGUUCAUCGAGAAAAUCGACUUGGAGAAGCGGAAGCGGAGAGAUUUCUUCAAGCCAGUAGUUUCAUCACAUGCAGGAGGAGCGGGAAAGGUGGAAGGCAGUUUGUCAUGCAGGGACGCGAAACCAAUCGAUUUCAUCGCAGAUUUCAUGCAGCAAGAUGACUACCUGUUCAACCGGCUGGAGUACGAGAAGCAGGCGCCGCCGCACUUCGAAUCGGUUGCCCGCAUGACAGAGCAAAAUUCGCAUGCUAUUCCCCCAUUUGAACUUCUCCAAGCCGCCAACACUAUGGACCGCAUGCUAUUUCACGCGAGUUUUGACGUGGAGCAAGACGAAGAGCAAGAGCAGGUGGCUCUGGACAAAAAUAUCAGCGACGAUGUUCUGGCGGCAAUAAAUGGAAGAUGUUGUCCUUUCUGCGGUGCCGAGGGGGAGGAAUUUAUGCUCCAGCCGGUGUGCUGCAAGGCAAAUACUAAAACCUUAACCUUGCAAGGCACCAAGGAUUCAAAUUCAUCUUCUUCUGUCGAUACCUGGAAUCUGUUCACGAUGUGCUGUCAAAAGGUUUUUUCUUGCCGGGAUUUCGCGGAAAUCAGCAAGAAGAUGGGCGGUGGAGGAGCAGCAAAAUUGAGGGGAAUCAAAUGAGACUCAGAUGAUUGAAGUGGGCUUGAUAAUGAUAAACGAGGUCAGUACGUACGCAUCUGGAGCGGCUGGCAGUCCAGCAUUUCAUUUUGCUCCUCAGAGCAGUAUGAGCUUAUGAUUAUGUAUGUUCAACUUGCAGUUGCAUCAGCGACAAACGAUGCACUUGCACGAGCGACACAUGCUUAAAGGCGACACAUCAUCACGACAGCGCAAAUUAAAACAAG
Amoebophrya sp. A120 is the source of this 3495-nucleotide messenger RNA. The record is from the annotation of a GenBank genome assembly. NCBI's taxonomy places the organism in Eukaryota, Dinophyceae, Syndiniales, Amoebophryaceae.